UGGUUCGUUCUUUCUCGAAUGCUGAAGUCUUGUGUGGUGAACGGAAUAAUGAAAUAGCAUUGUGCGCAUGCAAGUUGAAUUGAUUGUUGAAAACGUAUUCUGAUACAAAUUUGAAUGAAACCUGAUUUUCGACUUCUGAAACUCGAAUAUGCCACGAACUUAUAUCCAUAAGACCUCUGGUGGUCACUGGACUGCUAAAGAAUUGAUGGACUUAGCUGCUGGUAUACAGACAUAUGGAUUUGGUGACCCACAGAAAAUAUCAGCAUUUAUAAAAACUAAAAGUCCAACUGCAGUUAGGAUAUAUAUUCUUCGUAGAAUUAAGGAAAUUAGAACUGCAAAGACUAAGUUAGAAAAGAAAAGUACUGGAAGAAGAGUAAAAAAUUCUUGGACAAUUAAAAACGUUGAAGAUGCGAAGAACUGGAGGCCAGUUCGUAAGUGGAAAAAAAUUGCAGAGAAUCAAUUGCCACAGUCUGCUGUCAAACAAGAUUAUAGCCGAAUCAUCAUAAAAGAACUGUGUGAAAAAUUUUAUGAAGAAGCUAAAGAAGUUACCAAUUCUCAAAUUCUGGAUGUGAAAGCUAUAUAUAAAUUCAUGUUAGAAUGUGUCUCUGGUCAGAUUCCCAGCCAAUUGCCAAUAAAGGAAAGCACUUAUGUUCUUGUGUUAUUUCGAAUUCUGAGGGACAUGUUCCAGAAAUACGAUUUUAGUGAGGAAUUUGAGUUUAUGCACAAUUUUCGGAAACAUAUUCAGUUUGUUCCUGCUCAAGUAAAGGAUGAAUUCAAGAAAAAUGUUUCCUAUGAACCUGGAACUAUUCCUAUUCCAAUCAAUCUGUAUGAGAUGCUCACAUGUCAUCGGCAAGUCGUAAAUAGUUUCAACCCACUUGGAAUUCCAUUGUGGUUGUUAGAGAAAGAACAAAAAUAUAUUAGAAAAGUGUUGCAAUCAGAUGGAAGUUGUGAUGAACCUUCAACUUCUGGUGAAUAAAAUAAAUGACAGGAUUGUAUUUCACUGCAAAAUAUUAAUUAUGAAGAGUUAAUCCUCUUCAUUAAAUUUCUCAUUAAAUGUGAAUAAAAUAAAUGACAGGAUUGUAUUUCACUGCAAAAUAUGAAUUAUGAAGAGUUAAUCCUCUUCAUUAAAUUUCUCAUUAAAAGAAAACUUGAGAAAAUACAUAUUUUGAAAUUUUUAUUUGUAUAUACCAGAAGUGAAUGUGUAAUGCAAUGUGUUUCUGUUCAUGUAUAAGUCAUAUGUUAAAAUAAAAUAUGUUUCAGUGUUGAAUUAGUGAUUUUUGUAACAUUUUAUUUUAUUUAUGCUCUUUUGUAAAAAUGAGAAUUAUAAUAAAUUAUGUGUUCUCUGUAACUAUC
Molecule: messenger RNA, 1353 nt
Organism: Argiope bruennichi
Lineage: Eukaryota; Metazoa; Arthropoda; Arachnida; Araneae; Araneidae
Exons: 7
Coding region: 149-976 (275 amino acids)
Source: RefSeq, a predicted model, not a curated record